GUGCAGGGAUCUUAAGGCACUUACUGGAAAAACUGCCCGUGUGUGCCACGAACAAUUUGUCCUCAUCUUCACAACUUUUAGGACAGAGAAGAAGAGCUUGCAAUGCAGCCUGUUGGAGGCUCUGCAGCAGGUGUCGGAGCUGGAGAUCACCAGGAGCCGUCUGGAAGGCCAAGUAGGCACAGCCAUGCAGGCCAAGGAGCUGAUACUUGAGGAUGUCAGGGGCCUUCGUUGUGAGCUGCAAGCUGUAAGAUCUUUCAGCAAGCAGCAAUGUGAAGAAAUGGCCCAACAGCUCCGCUUGGCAGAAGAGCAGUUCAGCAAGGCUCUGAGACUCUGGCAAUCUGCUCAGGAGGAGGAGAAAAGGAAGCUCCUGCAAAAACAGGAAAGACGGCUGAAACAACAGCGUUUGAAGGUGCUGGAGCAGCGGGAACACUUCCUGGCAGAGCUCCAGCGCCAGAAGGCUGCUCAUUUAGACAAGGUGUGCCGCCUGCAGCGAGAGCUAAACCAAAGGCAGCGGCAGGUAGAGCAGCUGAGGCAGGAGCUGAAGGAGGAGCGAGAGAAUGGGCAG
Molecule: messenger RNA, 565 nt
Organism: Cyanistes caeruleus (blue tit)
Lineage: Eukaryota; Metazoa; Chordata; Aves; Passeriformes; Paridae
Source: RefSeq, a predicted model, not a curated record